AUGGCUUCCUGUAUUUCAUCAUUAGGUCAUGAUCGAUACUCUUCCAACAAUUUUGAUGAACUUUUCAACCUGCCACGCUACAAGAGGUAUUUAGACUUCACUUCUCAUGAAGUUGAUGAUCAUCUGGAAAAUCACAGCAACAAGAGACUCAAAUUUAGUCAUGAUGAUGAAUUUGUCAACGUCGAAAAGAGAGUAGUUGAAUUUAGUAACAAAGAGUUACCAUGCCUAAAAAUAGUGGCUGGAUCUGUAUACAUACCCAAAGACGAUCCAAAGAAGCCUUUAGGUGAAGAUGCACACUUCAUACAUGAAUUAUUCCAAACUGUUGGUGUUGCUGAUGGUGUUGGUGGUUGGGUGAAACAAGGGAUUGACGCUGGAAUAUACGCAAGAGAGCUUAUGAAGAAUUCACAUACCGCUACAUAUGAUGAAGCUAUGAAAGGUCAUGUGAACCCUAAAAGAGUUCUUAAAGAAGCUUACAAAAACACACAUUCAAAAGGAUCGUCUACAGCUUGUAUUAUAACUCUGAACUCAGAGAGAAGUAGUAUAGUUGCUGCUAAUGUUGGUGAUAGUGGAUUUUUACUAAUCAGAAAGGGAAAAAUUAUAUACAAGUCGCCAAUACAACAACGAGGAUUUGGGUGUCCAUAUCAAUUGGGAAACUGCAAGGAUAAUCCUAGUGUUGCUCAUGAGAUGGAAUUAAACGUCGAGAAGGAUGAUAUUUUGAUGGUUGGGACGGAUGGGAUGCUUGAUAAUAUGAAUGAUAGUGAGAUAGAGGAAAUUGUUCGAAGAGCGAUAGAUGAGAAGUUGAAACCAAAGGAAUUGGCUAAGAAAAUUGGAAACAUUGCAUUGUACAACUCAUUUGAUAGAUUUGCAGAUACACCAUAUGCAAGAGCAUCUAAGGGACGACAUAAAGGAGGAAAAGUUGAUGAUAUUACUGUUAUUGUUGCUUAUAUACAAUAA
Solanum stenotomum is the source of this 954-nucleotide messenger RNA. RefSeq names its product probable protein phosphatase 2C 55. The coding region runs from base 1 to 954 and encodes 317 amino acids. The record is from RefSeq and is a predicted model, not a curated record. Lineage: Eukaryota; Viridiplantae; Streptophyta; Magnoliopsida; Solanales; Solanaceae. The transcript has a single exon.